This is a messenger RNA of Rhea pennata, 957 nucleotides long. Its product is annotated as myeloid protein 1-like. The coding region runs from base 1 to 957 and encodes 318 amino acids. The record is from RefSeq and is a predicted model, not a curated record. The transcript has 7 exons. NCBI's taxonomy places the organism in Eukaryota, Metazoa, Chordata, Aves, Rheiformes, Rheidae.
AUGUCAGCUCUCAGUCUGAUCACACUGGUCAGCCUGGUGUCCACUGUUUUUGCCAAGGAAUGGGAUGCACACCCACCCCAACAACAUAGACACUGGGCACAGAUAUGCCAUGGGAAUCCUACCAACAAAAUCCGAGGCUGUGAUAAAUAUGGCUGUGGUGCUUACGGCGCUGACAGACACAGCGGUAAAGGAAAGCAUGUGGGUGUGGAUGUCAUCUGUGCUGAUGGAGCAACAGUGUACGCCCCCUUCUCUGGCCAGCUCUCUGGACCCAUUAGAUUCUUUCAUAAUGGAAAUGCCAUUGAUGAUGGAGUCCAAAUCACGGGAUCAGGUUACUGCGUAAAACUCAUCUGUAUUCACCCUAUCAGAUACCACGGCACCAUCCAGAGAGGACAAGAACUCGGAAGAAUGCUGCCAAUGCAGAGAGUAUUUCCUGGCAUUGUGUCUCACAUCCAUGUUGAAAACUGUGAUCGCUCUGAUCCUACUGCUCUACUUAAACCUGAUAUUCUACCAUUUCCACAACAAGAUCAGUACUGGGCAGCAGUAUGUUCUGGGAAUCCUACAAACGAGAUAAGAGGCUGUGAUAGAUACGGCUGUGGAUACUAUGGAGCUCCAAGAGGAAAUGGUAAAGGAAAGCAUGUGGGUGUGGAUGUCAUCUGUGCUGAUGGAGCAACAGUGUACGCUCCCUUUUCUGGCCAGCUCUCUGGACCCAUUAAAUUCUUUCAUAAUGGAAAUGCCAUUGACGAUGGAGUCCAAAUCAAGGGACGAGGUUUCUGUGUAAAACUGCUCUGCAUCCAUCCCAUUAGAUACAGCGGUACAAUUGCUAAGGGGCAAGUCCUUGGGAGAAUGCUCCCAAUGCAAAGAGUAUUUCCUGGUAUCACAUCUCACAUUCACGUUGAGAACUGCGAUCGCUCAGACCCUACCAGAAAUCUCGAAAUGGGGAAAAGAAAGAGAAUAUAA